Molecule: messenger RNA, 297 nt
Organism: Knipowitschia caucasica
Lineage: Eukaryota; Metazoa; Chordata; Actinopteri; Gobiiformes; Gobiidae
Source: the annotation of a GenBank genome assembly
AUGGAGGAGCACACUGAAGCGCACGCUUACAAACCACUGCUUAGUCAAGAGUCCCUAAUUGAUGAAGUCGACUCAGAUUCUGACGAUUUAACUGUCAAGAAGAAACCUGUAAAAAAGCAAUAUUACAGACUACCAGAGGGGACACUGGAGCUGGCCAAAAUCAGCAAAGUGUUGAUGGCCAUGGAGCAGGGAAGAGUGACGGAAUUCGAAGGAAAGAGCCUCGACCAGAUACAAAUUGAGCCUGAAGGGAGAGCAAUGCACCCCAUGGUAGUGGCAGUGCCCCUUCUGAACGUGUAA